AGUAAUCACAAGACUAGCAGAAUACUAAUAUUCCAGCUCAAAUUAAUAUGGAUUCCUUGGAAUGCCAUAUUUUGUUGCACAUGAAGCUACUGUUAGAUGUUGCUGAAAAUCUAAAAUAUCAUAAAAAAAAGAAACUGAACGAAGAGGCAGUGGUUCAUGAUGCCAGCAUGAUUUUGGGCCUAAGUGAUGAGGUGAUAUCGGAUGCUCUCAAAAAUCUUGCAAAAGCUGACAUUCUGGCUUUUCGGGAUAAUAUGUGUAUAAAUCACAAGAAUAGAAUGGAUCUCUCAAAGUGUCUGGUAGCAAAAUUCAUGGAAAAAACUCCAGAGACUUCGACAGAUAGCUUGGAUUCAGAACAUCAUCAGCCGCAUGCCCCAAGCUUUACCACUACCUCGCCCCAAACAUCCCCGGUUCCAAAUGGCAUUUACAGCUCCUUUUCCCAUCUGGCUUCCUCCUUUGUAGAGGUUCAGAAAGUUAUCGAAAAGGAAAGGGAAUUAAAUCGAUGGUUAAUAAUUGAGAAUGCUAAAUUUAAAUCGCAACUAGGAGAUUCUGCCGUAGCGGUUGAAAGCCCAAGCAGGUGUGAAAGUCAUUCAAACCCUGACAAUGAUGCCAUUGAGAACAAACAAACACCAAUUGUCCUCGAAGAUAUCAGAUCGAGAACAACGAUUGAAAUCGCUGCAAACAGAGCUAAAACCAGCAAAAAAGGAAAAUCGAAGUUAAAGGCUUCUAACUCGUUGCAAAAAAAGAUAAGACCAUCUCCAGAAAGUAAAACAGAUAUAGUUAUUGCCAAUGAAGCCGUCAACUCUUCUGCCUCUGUUUCUACGUCAAGGAAAAACAAACAAUCUGCGAAAGACAAGGAAAACACUGAUGAUAAUAACAUCGAAUCUAGCCAAAAAACAGCGAGGAAAACUCCCAGCGUCGGAUCAAAUUUGCAUGAGGAAAACACAGUAAACAGAUGUGUUGCUAGCCAACCACAGUCAUCGACAUCCAGCACAAAUAACCAAGGAGCAUGGCCAAAAAACACGGUUCUUAUCGCAGGAGAUAGUAUGUUGUCAAACAUUCACGAAAACACCCUAAGUCAGCGAUACCACACAAAGGUGCGAUGCUUCAAAGGUUCUACGAUCGCUGAUUUGUAUGACUAUUUGAAACCGUUGAUCAAAAAGAAGCCCGCAAAAAUCAUCCUAAUGGUUGGAACAAAUGAUUUGGUGAACCUGUCAGCCGCUGAAAUGACGAAAAGCAUCAAAUCCCUCUGUGAUUGGAUACUUGCAUCCAUUCCAGACUGUAAUAUCAUCGUCUCUGAAAUUGUAAGGCGUGAAGAUAAAAAGUUCCUUAAUGGAAAAGUUAGUGAAUUCAACCGUGCUUUGAAAAUGAUGAACAUGGACAUUCUGCGCCAACAAAACAUCACAAGUACUCAUCUGGGUAAGAAAGGGUUACAUCUAAAUUUCGAAGGCAACAGACAACUUGCCAAGAACAUCAUAGAAAAACUUCGAACAAUAUCUUUAUAGCAAUGAGUUUUAUUCGUGUAAUGACGGGGAGGGUCUGGUCCCUAAUUUCGUUAUAAAUGCUAAUUCCAUUUCAAACUCAGAGCCUGUUAACAAUUCUAGUAGUGUCGAUGAAAAUGCCGUUCAAGGGCCUGUUAUUUGCCCUUUGAGGCGAAGAAAGGGUGUGACCAUGGCAUCAUUAAAUGUAAAUAGCCUCAUUAUGAAGAUUGAUGAAAUAAGGUCGCUUGUAAAAAAUGAAAACAUUGAUAUUUUGGCCAUAAAUGAAACCAAAAUCGAUCACAAAGUUGACGACAGGCUUAUCUCAUUAGAUGAUUUUUCUCUUUGUAGAUAUGAUAGGAGUAGGCGAGGUGGUGGUGUUGCUCUCUAUAUCAGAAAUACAGUCAGGUUUAAACCCCGGGUAGAUCUUCCUAAUAAAUCGCUUGAGUUGAUUUGCAUAGAGGUAGAGCCCCCGAAUUCAAAUCCGUUCAUUGUCAUAGCUUGGUAUAGACCACCCAGUGAGCCUAAUUCUUGCUUUGACAGCCUUCAUGAAAACCUGAGCUUUCUUGAUGGAGAGGGGAAAGAAAUUAUUAUUCUAGGAGAUACUAACUGUGAUUUCUGUUAUAGAGACAAUACUCCGAGCCAUAUUAUGCAGUUACGUGAGCUGUACGACCUUUUUGAUAUGAAGCAGAUUAUUAAAGAGCCCACUAGGGUCACGUUAGAUAGUUCAACUUUGAUUGAUCAUAUAGCUACCACAAACUGUAACAAUAUUGCAGAGAGUGGAGUGCUUAAGAUUAGUCUUAGUGACCAUUAUCUUGUAUAUUGUGUUAGAAAGCUGCGUGGCGGUGUUAAACACCAGCACAAAUAUAUAACAUCUCGUCAGUUGAAGAAUUUUAAUCAAGAGGCUUUCCUCUCAGAUUUCUCUGAGGUUAAUUGGGAGGCACUUGUAGCUGAUGCUCAAGACAUUGAUGAUGCAGUACGCAAGUGGACCCAAAUAUUUUCGCUUAUUCUAGAAAAG
Messenger RNA from Rhopilema esculentum, 2493 nucleotides. Lineage: Eukaryota; Metazoa; Cnidaria; Scyphozoa; Rhizostomeae; Rhizostomatidae. The record is from RefSeq and is a predicted model, not a curated record.